Macrosiphum euphorbiae (potato aphid) is the source of this 345-nucleotide messenger RNA. The record is from the annotation of a GenBank genome assembly. NCBI's taxonomy places the organism in Eukaryota, Metazoa, Arthropoda, Insecta, Hemiptera, Aphididae.
AUGAUCAAAGCCUCCCAGGCCAAAAGCUGGGCCGACCUGUGCGCGGCCGUGGACUCCGAACCAUGGGGACUCCUGUACAGGGUCGUGACCAAACGUAUAGGCCAGCUUCAUCCGGGAAUCGAAGCCAGAGGCAUGGAGACAGAUCGCAGAUCACCUGUUCCCCAGCCCACCGGCGAUGGACUGGUCACACGUACCUCUCCCUCCGGCAGACGCCGACGAAGAUCUGACAGCACUGGAAUUCACCACGGCCGAACUGCGCGAGGCUUCCACAAGGCUCCCGCCCGGCAAGGCAACCGGACCCGAUGGCAUUCCGAACCAGGUUCUGGCGAAAGUAACCUAACCUAA